UCGAUGCUGUCUGUAGCGACAAGCUUGGCCUGUCUAGCUGCUGUCGUGGUCGUCUGGCUCAUGAAUAACUCAACAGAAAGCUCAAAGCCGAAACAGAUAAAUGCGAGUUCUGUUGAAUUUCAGUUGUUUGAUACUACAAACGUCACAAUGGCUUCACCGUCUGCUCACCUGUUUUUAAUCCCGCCAAAGUCAGACGACACAGGAGAGAGGCUCAAGUUUAAUGGGUUUGUGGUGGUGAACAUCUCACGUGCAAAUGCAACCAACUCAUUGGUUACUCACCAAACAAACGUCGACGUCAUCUCUGGUCAGGUGACCAUACUGACGUCAGGCCUCUACGUCAUCUACUGCAGCAUCUACUUUAAGCCGGACAGUGCGAAACCUUGUCGGUCUUUUAAACAGCAGGUUUGGGAAGCGCGAAUGGUGUUGUCAAGACAUGGUAAAACAAAACCUGUUUUAAGAUUAUUUCAUACCUGCUGUAACAACUGUAUGCGGGAAAAAAAUUCACAGUUUGAAGCCGGAGUGUUUCAGCUCACAACCGGAGACCGGGUCUUCGUGGAGGUAUCCGGUGAAGGUGUGACGGAGUUUGAUGAGCAUUCAAGUUUUUUUGGGCUUGUGAUGGUGGGCUUGUGAU
Physella acuta is the source of this 631-nucleotide messenger RNA. RefSeq names its product tumor necrosis factor ligand superfamily member 10-like. The record is from RefSeq and is a predicted model, not a curated record. Gene Ontology annotation, cellular component: membrane. Gene Ontology annotation, molecular function: tumor necrosis factor receptor binding. Gene Ontology annotation, biological process: immune response. NCBI's taxonomy places the organism in Eukaryota, Metazoa, Mollusca, Gastropoda, Physidae.